AUGUACCAGCGUCCCCAACCGACUGUACGAACGAAAACAGGAUCGAUGAGCACUUCCUCUCCCCGUGUCUCCCCUUUACUGCCGUCUGCAGCGGUAGCAUACUCUGAAAAACACGGUUAUGGCCCAACAGCCAACGGCGCAACCCCGCAACUCGACAACCAAGCCAUGCCGACAAUAUUGGGUAUGCCGCUCAAAUAUGUUUCUCUCGUCACCCUCGCUGUUCAAAACGCCUCGCUCUCGAUUGUCAUGCACUAUUCACGCGUCUCAACACCCGCCCAUCUCGCAUAUUCACCAGCUUCGGCGGUCCUGUUCAACGAAAUCCUAAAAGGAACGAUAUCAUUCUUCAUGGCCGUGUCCAACUCGCCUCUCCUGAAAGACAACCCUUCGACACGGCAGACACAUCGGUCACUCUCCAGCUACGUCCGGCUAUGGUUGUCAGCUGUGCAGGACGUAUGGGCAGAGAUACUCAGUCCAGAUUGCUGGAAACUCUCCAUACCCGCCAUCCUCUAUGUGAUCCAGAACUCGCUCCAGUUUGUCGCGAUCAGCAACCUCCCAGUGGCGACUUUCCAAGUCACGUAUCAGAUGAAGAUCCUGACCACCGCGGCCUUUUCUGUUGCCUUGCUCCGGAAGAAGCUCUCUGGCGUGAAAUGGCUGUCCCUGUUCUUCUUGGCGGUAGGAGUCGGGAUUGUCCAAAUUCAAUCGACAGGGUCUUCGAGAAGUUCGGGUAGCCAUGGCGUGGGCAGUGCGCACGAGUUCCAUGCUCAUGUUAUGAACCCUUGGAAAGGGUUUGGAGCCGUUACUGCUGCUUGCUUCACUUCCGGCUUGGCAGGUGUUUAUUUCGAGAUGGUGUUGAAGAACUCGAAGGCGGAUUUGUGGGUGCGGAACGUGCAAUUGUCGCUCUUCUCCCUCAUCCCAGCUCUUCUGCCAAUACUCUAUGCCCCGACUCCCGUCGGUUCGAGGGGGUUCAUCCUCGACCUCUUCAGGAACUUUGGACCCUGGGCAUGGGCGACAGUUGCCAUCCAGGUCUUAGGCGGCUUGAUCACGGCAAUCGUCAUCAAGUACUCGGACAACAUCAUGAAAGGCUUCGCUACCAGUCUCUCCAUCGUCCUCUCCUUCCUCGCCUCCGUCAUCCUCUUCGACUUCAAAAUCACCUUCUCCUUCCUCAUCGGCGCCACCACCGUCCUUUGCGCCACAUGGAUGUAUAACCAACCCGCUGGCAAGGAGCCCAAGUUUUCGCUCACGGGCAAUUCGACUGCUUCGCCGAUCAUCCAGAAAGCACCGUUGAGCUCGCCUAUUAUUGGUGAGACUGGGUUUUCGAGGAAGAGUGGAGGGGGUAAGAGGAGUCAUUCGAGGGGGAAUUCGAUAUCCACUGCGACUCCUAUGCUGAACCAGGCGGAGGGCUACUUUGGGGAUAGUGCGACUGUGGAUUCCGGGUUGAUUGGCGGGUCGCCGUUGGCUGGCACGAGAGCUGGGAGCCCAAGGUAUAGUCUAAUCGGAAAGUCAUAG
Molecule: messenger RNA, 1506 nt
Organism: Coprinopsis cinerea okayama7#130
Lineage: Eukaryota; Fungi; Basidiomycota; Agaricomycetes; Agaricales; Psathyrellaceae
Product: UGT1
Exons: 2
Coding region: 1-1506 (501 amino acids)
Biological process (GO): pyrimidine nucleotide-sugar transmembrane transport
Cellular component (GO): Golgi membrane
Molecular function (GO): UDP-galactose transmembrane transporter activity
Source: RefSeq, a predicted model, not a curated record